Messenger RNA from Amphibalanus amphitrite, 1737 nucleotides. RefSeq lists its product as uncharacterized. The record is from RefSeq and is a predicted model, not a curated record. Gene Ontology annotation, biological process: adenylate cyclase-activating G protein-coupled receptor signaling pathway. Gene Ontology annotation, cellular component: plasma membrane. The transcript has a single exon. Lineage: Eukaryota; Metazoa; Arthropoda; Thecostraca; Balanomorpha; Balanidae. The coding region runs from base 130 to 1113 and encodes 327 amino acids. Gene Ontology annotation, molecular function: G protein-coupled receptor activity.
AGACAGUCAUUGGUUCGGUGAGUUGACGGGUUUCUGCUCCGGAGCUAUCUCCUUUGGAAGACCAAACAAGUCGUCCUGGCGGUGCAGGGGCCAUCAAAUACCUCCGUUCUAGUCCUGUUCAGACAGGACAUGAAAAUGCUGAUGAUGCCAAACGACCUCAGCAUGCUGAAGAUGGAGAACGGAACGACGCGUCCGAUCCGGUCCGGCUACGACCUGCCCGUGUACGGCCUGGACAACGGCCAAUUCUACGUGAUCCACAUCGCGGCACUCUGCUGCAUCGCGGCCAGCUUCUGCUGCGCGCUCACCACGUUCGUGUGCUCGUUCCGCUCGCACCGGCGGCCGUUCUUCCUCUGGUCGCAGAGUGACCGCAUCGUCGUCUACCUGGCUGUGUGUGACGGCCUGUUCAACGUGUCGCACUCGCUGGACCACCUGCACUACGUCAUCCAGCGGGGCCACGUUACGCCGCCGGCGCUGUGCGCCUUCUACGGCUUCAUGCUGUCCGAGUUCAUAUCGGCGCAGAACAUACUGGUUCUCAUCACGGCCAUCAACGCGUGCCUGCUGGUACACCGCUAUCGGGGUCUGUCAUUCGGCAAGUGCGACUGGCGGCUGCUUUCGAUCAUCUUCGGCACCCCUGCUCUCUUUGGCUUCGUGGUGGCCAGUCUGGACGGCUUCGGACCUACGGGUACCUUCUGCUACUUUGACGCCGUCAAGGGCUCCAUCGCCAACAUCCUAUUUACGACAACAGCCCUCGGCGUAGUCUUGGUAUCCUGCGCCGUUCUAUACGUCUUCACCUGGCUGCAGAUCUACCGAGAGGCACGCAACAACAAGGAGGUUCUCGGUCAGUCUCAGCUAAGUCAUUCCGUCCUGGCUGCGGCCAAGACGUGUCUGCUGCUGGUGGCGGCGUUCUUCGUGCAGUGGUGGGCGAUGGCGCUGUACGGCACGUGGCAGCUGGUGGAGCCGCCGCCGCAGCUGCUCUUCCAGUUCGUCACCACCUUCUCCAACACCGGCGGCGUGCUCAACUUCAUCGUCUUCUGCAUUAUCUAUCGGAGACGGAAGGUAGCGCGCUCUCGCAGCCCGAAAACCGGCUUCACGUGCUACCUGACGGAGUCAUGAGCCUCGCCGUGUGGGCGUGGUCAAGGACUCAGGAAUGCUUGUGCUCGGACAGAUUCAGUCGAGUCGGCUGUGGGACUAAAUUAUGCUAUGCAUCAUGUGCCUUAUGUUGUGAGGUGGUUCUUGUGAGUUGUGCCUUUGAAAUGAUGAGCUUGUUUUGUGUCAAUUUAUGUAGGUAGUGAAUGAAGGGUAUUUAGCAAUGAGUGUCAAACAGUGUUUGCCCUGUUUUGCUGGUGUUCUAUAUGCGUUAUUGCAUGUGUUCGGCCACAUUUUUCUACGUUCUACCUUCUUAUAUAUUUAAACCAAGCAUAAGAACACCAGCCCGCCAUGUCAGCAAGUAUGUGGGAGGGCGACCAAAACGCUUGCACAUUGCUCACGCUGUCCCGUCAUUAUUCUGGUCCGUUCAUUUGUAAAUGUGUCGCAAAGCGCGUGUUCAACAAGUAGGCUAUAGCAUAUAGGCAUUCGCAUCGUUAUGUCUAGUCAUUAGUGUUAUACAUAAUGAUGCCGCUAAUUGUUUGAUGCAUUGCUUAUGGCUAGUGGAUGCCGCCAAUCUCAUUGUGAUAAGUGUAUGUAUUGCGCUAUAUAUUUGUUAUGAUAUGCUGCUGGUCAUUUUUGAAUACAUGGACC